AAGCGAGGAGGAGGUUGGCCGGCCGGUCCGAGCGGAGAGUCCAUCUUCUAAAGACGGCGUCCGUUGCUCGUCUCCCGGCGCUCGGUGGCGCGGUAGCGAUGUCGUCUUUCCGUGCGGUGCGCGGCGAGUGUGUGCGUUAAGCUGCGUCGCCGGCGUGGCGCGCGCUCCUCGGCGCGUCCGGCCCCGCGUGUGAUAAUGACGGCGAGAAGAAGGGCGCGCGGCUGCUGCUGGAAGCGCUUCGGGGCGCUCAGCCGGAUCUGCGCGCUCGCGCUGCUCGUGCUCUCCGUGCACGGGCACACAUGUAAACACAGGGCUCCGGCGCCGUCCGAGGUUGUGUAUAAGGUGUACUUGAAGACUCCCAGAAUAACCAAGAGAAACGCCGAACACCAGUUAAGAAUAAAGAUCAUUUACGACGCCAGUGUGGAGAAGCUGGAUCCGGACAAAAGAGCACUGGUCAAGGACAAACUCUUUCCUCAAGCCAUCGAUUAUCUGCAGAAGGCGUUUCAAGUCCGUAGGCAAACUGGACCGUUGCUGCUCAGCAGGCAAUGUUCGACCAAUCAGUACUUCCGAAAGAAAGAUGACCCUCACCGCUACUGUCAGGGGUCGUGUGCGGAAGUCACACGAUGUGGACCCGUCAUUGUCCCUGAGCAUCAUUUGCAGCAAUGCACCGCGUGCAGUGAGACGGGGAAGCCGUGCGAUCCGGUGGGACCUCCUGAUGGUGAGGGUGUUGACGGUGCUGACUUUCUCCUGUACGUGAGCGGAGUGACCACUGAGCGCUGCGGCCAAGAGAAUGUUGUGGCUUAUGCUGCCUACUGCCAGCUGGAGUCUGAGCUUGACAGACCCAUUGCUGGAUAUGCAAACCUCUGCCCCAGUAUGAUCUCGACCCAGCCUCAAGAGUUUGUUGGCAUGCUCUCCACUGUCAAGCAUGAAAUAAUUCAUGCUCUGGGCUUCUCUGCUGGGCUGUUUGCAUUUUAUCACGAUGACAAUGGAAAGCCGUUAACGCAACGAUAUGCAGGUGGACUGCCGCCAUUCAAUGAGAGUUUGGGCCUGUACCAGUGGAGUGACAAAGUCGUACGGAAAGCCAAAAGAUUGUGGAACAUCAGUGGAAACACCAUGGUUUCGCACGAAGUCCACCUUUUAGUAACUCCUCGAGUAGUGGAAGAGGCCAGGAAGCACUUUGACUGUCCAAUCUUAGAGGGCAUGGAACUGGAGAACCAGGGGGGCCUGGGUACUGAACUUAACCACUGGGAAAAGAGAUUGCUAGAGAAUGAGGCAAUGACUGGAUCCCACACACAAAACCGGAUGUUUUCCAGAAUUACUCUUGCUAUAAUGGAAGACACUGGAUGGUACCAUGCCAAUUACAGCAUGGCAGAAAGGCUGGACUGGGGGCGGGGCAUGGGAUGUGACUUCGUAAUGAAAAGCUGCAAGUUCUGGAUUGAUCAGCAGCGACAGAAAAAGUUACCUCUGAGCCCAUACUGUGACAUGGUGAGGAGCACACCCCUCAAGCUCACUUGCAGACACGACCAGCGAGCAGUGGCAGUUUGUAAUCUGCAGAAGUAUAGCCGCCGUCUCCCCCAGGAGUAUCAGUACUUUGACUACAUCCCUGGCAUACCCACAGAGGACCUGCCCUUCUAUGGAGGUGCAGUCGAGAUUGCGGAUUACUGCCCUUUCAGCCAGGAGUUCAGCUGGCACCUCAGUGGAGAAUACCAGCGUGGUUCUGACUGCAGGGUCCUUGAGAAUCAGCCUGAUUCCUGGAGGAACUAUGGUGCUGAGGAGUACGGUCCUAACUCAUUAUGUCUGUACCAGAAGUCAGCGUUUGUCAUGGAGCAAUGCACACGGCGCAUGAGCUACCCAGACUGGGGUAGUGGCUGCUAUAAGACCACGUGCUCUGCUCUGGGACUGACUGUAUGGGUUCAAGGCAUGCCCUUUCACUGCUUCUACACAGGACAGCUUUUGAAGAUUAAUGUACGGGUCAACACCUGGGUCUACAGUGGAGAUUUGGUUUGCCCUGCUUGCUCCAGAUUCUGCAGCUCUUGCCCUCUUCCACAUGAGCUUCCGCCUCUCAAUGCUUCCCAAAGCAUUCCCAUAGAUCCUUGUUCAAGCUCUUCUGGUUUAGUCGUCACACUCUGGUUACUUCUGGCCAACCUUGCUCCACUGUUUGCCGGAUUCAUCCUGUGUGUGUGGAACUGAGCCUGAGCUGGGAGUGAGGCCACGGACAGGAGCUGCCUGGACCACAUCACUGCCACGGGCUUCCCAGGACUGGAGAUGGCACCUCAGUGCCACAGGUGAAGAGAAGCUGUUUACUGUGUGUCCAGCUGCCUCCAGUGAGGCUCUUUACCUAAGCCUGCUGUAAGAGGGAACAAAAAGCCAUCACACUCCUUUUGUGUCCACCUAAUAAGUGCCAGAAUACGCUGAUCAGCCAAAACAUUAAAACCACUGACAGGUGAGGUGAAUGACAUUGAUUAUCUCAUUACAAUGGCACCUGUCAAGGGAUGGGAUAUAUUAUGCGGCAAGUGAACAGCCAGUUCUUGAAUUUGAUGUGUUGGAAGCAAGAAAAAUGGGCAAGAGUAAGGAUCUGAGUGACUUUG
Molecule: messenger RNA, 2588 nt
Organism: Scleropages formosus (Asian bonytongue)
Lineage: Eukaryota; Metazoa; Chordata; Actinopteri; Osteoglossiformes; Osteoglossidae
Gene: lmln
Product: leishmanolysin-like (metallopeptidase M8 family)
Exons: 17
Coding region: 196-2190 (664 amino acids)
Biological process (GO): cell adhesion; proteolysis
Cellular component (GO): cytoplasm; membrane
Molecular function (GO): metalloendopeptidase activity
Source: RefSeq, a predicted model, not a curated record